AUGGGCUUUUGUCUGUGCAGGCAGGGCAACUAUGCAGCUGCAAAUUCCUUCCUUGAUUCCUUUGCCACGCAUCGACAAGCGAAAGGUUUGCCUGCCUUGAGCUUGCAGUGGGGCCCUUGGGCUGAGAUUGGCAUGGCCGCUCGGAGCGGUGUGGGUGGUCCUGGUUUCUGGGCGCCGAAGAUUUGCCCUGCAGAUGCCUUGCAGGUCCGUCUUGCUCAAGAGGAUGCCAUCCAUGCCGCCCAGUUGGUCGAACUUCAAGAGCCAUUGGGAAGCUCCAGGCCUGGCUCAGUUCGUUCCAGCCCGGGCCAGUCGUGCCACAAGAGCCCGACAGAGAGCUGCCAACUUAGACGAUGUGCACAGGGAUGUUUUUGCUAG
Molecule: messenger RNA, 375 nt
Organism: Cladocopium goreaui
Lineage: Eukaryota; Dinophyceae; Suessiales; Symbiodiniaceae
Source: the annotation of a GenBank genome assembly